UGAAGUCAGGUAUUCACUUCAAAAGAAUCGGAGCAAAGAUGGACUCCUAAGAAAUUUUUAUACAUAGCGGUCAUUCGACUUUGGAUUUUCUUCAUUAAAUUUCCUUGAAACGUUUGAGAUUAUUCUUAUAUGACCGAGUCUGCCGUGUAAACAAUGAUUGUACAGGAGCCAGUGCAGGCGGCCAUAUGGCAUUGUUUAAAUCAUUAUGCUUAUCCAGAUGCAAUAUUUUUAGCGGAAAGAUUGUGUGCAGAAGUUGACACAGAAGAAACUUUAUUUCUUUUGGCAACAUGUUAUUAUCGAUCAGGACGAAUUAGACAAGCUUAUGCAUUACUUUCCAAAAAAGCACCAAAUUCUGCACAAUGCAGAUUUCUUUUAGCUAAAUGUUGUUAUGACUUAGAGAAAUAUGCAGAAGCAGAAGCAGCAAUAAUUGGAGGAUAUUAUAAGCAGUUAAAAAAUUUAGAAGAAAUAGCAACUCAGUUUGGAGAACAUGCAUGUUUCUCACUUCAGAUUAUAGCGAAGAUUUAUUAUAAGAUGAUGCGUACAGCAAAAGGAAAUGAUGCACAUAAAUUGGCUUUGAAGUUAAAUCCAUUUCUUUGGCAUUCAUUUGAAGAAUUAUGCAAUGUUGGUGAAGUAGUAGAUCCUACAAAAAUUUUUCAGUUAGAUAAGCUAGAUAAUUUUGCAAUGUGCCAUGGUAGUACACCUCCACCUACUUAUACAACUGAAUCUGAUCUCAUUGUACCUACUAAUAAUUCUAAUAGUACACCUACUACAAAUGGUACUAAUAUCACUCCUGCACAAAUGACAGCAGCAUCAACUAUAAUCAAUGGUGUGGGACCUGGUAUACGAUUAUAUUCUACAGAUGAAAGUCCACAAACUUUGUCUACACAUUAUACUAAUUGUUCUUCAAUAUCACCAAGAGCUAAGCUUCCACGGUAUCGUAGUAUGUUCAAUAAUACAAUGAGCCCUCUUACUCCAACUUUUGGCAUUUUACCAUUGGAAAGUAAUACACCUGAACCAACAGUUUUACCUUCGCAUACUACUCUUACAGAAGCUAAUGAUCAAAAAAGUUUAGCAAAACGAGUUAGUAGUUUAAGGGCUCAUGUAGGGCAAUUAAUGUCAAGAAAAGAAACUCCUUUACAACAAGGAAAACCAGUAUUUUCACAAUCAGGAAAUACGAGUAAUAGCGCAAAUAUAGUAACAGUUACACCUACUACUCCAACACCAGCAGCACCAACAUUACAAGGAACCAAUGUUAGACGUUCAUCAAGACUCUUCAGUCAUAGCUAUUCAGUCAAGGAAAAUAAUAAAUCUCCAAAUAGAAAUAAAUUUGCUACUCCAAAGUCUCCAUCUCGUAAAACAAAAGCUAGACUUUCAAAAACUAAUUUAAAUAAAGCUAAUUUUAAUGAGUUAAAUGAAAGAAAUCGAAAUGAAAAAGAAAAAACUGAAACAAUUACAUCAGAAAAAGCUGUAUCUAGCGUAAAUACAUUAAAUAAUCAAGGUAGUACUAAUAUCUGUGCAGUAACACUUCAAAAACAAUGUGCUGAGGGUUUAAUGUCAUUAUUACAAGAAUUAGGAUUGGCAUAUCAACAUUUAAGUCAAUUUAAUUGUACUCAAGCUGUUGAAAUAUUAAGCGUUCUUCCAGCACAACAUUAUAAUACAGGAUGGGUAUUAUCUAUGUUAGCUCGUGCACAUUUUGAAAUGAUAGAUUAUAAGAAAGCUGCUAGUUAUUUUGCUGAAGUGAGACAAUUGGAACCUCAAAGAACUGAGCUUAUGGAAAUUUAUAGCACAGUUUUAUGGCAUUUGCAUGCUGAAGUACAAUUGUCUACUCUUGCACAAGAACUUGUCUCUGAAGAUCGUAAUUCUCCAGCUGCUUGGUGUGCUACUGGAAAUUUAUUUUCUGCACAAACAGAACAUGAAACAGCAAUUAAAUUCUUUCAAAGAGCAAUUCAAGUAGAUCCCAAUUUUCCAUAUGCUUAUACACUACUUGGUCAUGAAUAUGUUUUAACAGAAGAACUGGAUAAGGCAAUUACUGCAUUUCGUAAUGCUAUCAGACUUGAUCCUAGGCAUUAUAAUGCAUGGUUCGGUUUAGGAACAAUAUUUUCUAAACAAGAACAAUAUAGUCUAGCAGAAUUGCAUUUUCAACGUGCUUUACAAAUUAAUCCACAGAAUUCGGCAAUAAUGUGUCACAUCGGAGUUGUGCAACAUGCAUUAAAAAAAACUGACGAAGCUUUAAAAACUCUAAAUACUGCAAUUUCAAAUGAUCCCGAUAAUACAUUGUGUAAAUUUCACCGUGCAAGUAUUAAUUUUUCAAUUGGUCGCCAUAUGGAAGCACUUAGAGAAUUUGAAGAAUUAAAAAAUAUUGUACCCAAAGAAUCUCUAGUCUAUUAUUCAAUAGGAAAAGUACAUAAGAAAUUGGGAAAUACCGACCUUGCACUAAUGUACUUUAGUUGGGCAACAGAUUUAGAUCCAAAGGGAGUCAACAGUCAAAUUAAAGAAGCUAUAUUAGGUCCAGGUCAAGGAGAAGAAGAAUCUCCAGCAACUCAAUCAGACGAGCAACAGAUGCAAAAUAAUUCAAUGGAACAAGAGAUUGAAAGUAAUAGAGAAGCAAAUGCCGCAGGACUCGCUGCAAAUGUCUCAGUUGAAGCUCAUGCCGAUGACAGCGACGAUAGUUUAUGAAGAUAUCCUAUUGUGUGCAAGAUUGCUAUAAAAUGAACAUUAUUGCGCGUCAUUAUUUAUCUUUUGUGUUGAUCGAUCCGAUCAAUUUUUCAACUAAUUUAGCUCAUUGUGAAUUCAUAUUGCGUGUAUUUCGUCUGAACAGUGCUUUAUUAUUAGACUUUUAAUAUUUAUAUUUUUUUCUUAGUUCACUUCUUGAUAGUGUUGCAUCUUUUUAAGAAGCUAAAAAAUAAGGUAAAAACCAUUCUUUGGAGCAUACUGGUUUAUUUUUUCCAUCUCUGAAAAAAGGUAUUUAAAUGAUUGAUAUUCUCUAAGAGAGAAAAAUGUACGAAUGAGAGAGAAAGAGAAUGCAUGGAGGAAAGAAUAAGUGAGUGAGUGAAUGAAUGAGUAAAAGAGAGUAUAUGUGUGUGUGUGUGUGUGUGUAUGUGUGUAUGUAAGGGAGAGAAUCAACAAUAUCUAUUUCAUCGAUUUUGUACAUUACGCGUUCCACUGUAUAUUUUUUACGAUUGCUUGUUUUACUUUUAUAUAUAUACAUGUGUGUAUAUAUAUAUAUAUAUAUAUAUAUAUAUAUAUACACAUAUAUAUGUUCGAAUGUUUAAUCACUUUCGUCAAGGAUCUACGGUUGAAUAUAGACUGUAUCGUGUGUAUGUGUGUAUGCGCGCAUAUAUGGGCGAAUGUAAGCAUGUCGUAAUAGAAAAACGUAAAUAGAUAGGAAAUAUAAUUAAUUAACUGAAGAAGUAUAAAUGUAAAUUAUUAUAAUAUUAUCAAUAUUAUUAUCACCAUUAGUGCUACCAAUACUACUAUUCAUAUAAUUACUAUUGCCAAUUUAGUGAUCACAAAAAAAACAAUAAAAAAAUAUUUUUGGCCAUUUUAGUGGCCAUUGGACGAUUGUGCAAUUCUCGUCGUGAAAUAAUCAUCGAUGGAUCUUCUUGAAACUGAUAAAGAAAACUUUGAUAAAGAAUAGAUAGUUUCAUACAUGUCAUCGGGUAAUAGAUCUAAAUUAUUUUGAUGAUCGUAAGCGAGUCAAAAUCUAUUUGUACUUGCGAGUAUUUAUUAAAAGUCCUGAAAGUCUAUGCCAUAUCUUUAUUGAUAAAUAUUUUAUUAUUGUUUUGAAUAAAGUAUACAUUCUGAUCAUAAAUUUUUUUCUGUAUAGUUGAUAUAUUAUGAUCACUUUCUGACUUUCUGGAGGCCUUGUUUAACAACCAGAUUAUUUAAGCGUAUGCGAGAAGAAUCUUUUUAUCGCGAUAUGAUACGUUCCACGACGGUAUCUGGUGUUCAUGUUCAUAAGAAAAUACAUGUGCCGUGUAUCAAACGCGUUAAUGAGGUGUUGUUGUGUUACCAAAUUCUAUCUAAAAGUAUGCAAUUUUAAUAACGAAAAUGAUUUAUGCAUAUGUGCUGCAUGAAUAAUUACACGAAAAAAUGAUAGCAUUUUAUAUUGUAUAGAUACAAAGAAAAAAAAUAUUGAUAGAGAAGAAAGAGGAAAAGAGAGAAAGAGA
This is a messenger RNA of Apis mellifera (honey bee), 4169 nucleotides long. It is a transcript of the gene Cdc27, whose product is annotated as cell division cycle protein 27 homolog. Lineage: Eukaryota; Metazoa; Arthropoda; Insecta; Hymenoptera; Apidae. The transcript is spliced from 14 exons. Gene Ontology annotation, molecular function: protein binding. Gene Ontology annotation, biological process: cell division. The coding region runs from base 154 to 2676 and encodes 840 amino acids. The record is from RefSeq and is a predicted model, not a curated record.